UUUGUUCGAUUCUCGUAUUUCAUGUACGUGACAUGUUGUCGUUUCGCCUUAUUUUUGACAUUUAUGCCUUGUUUUAGAUGGUUUUUCAGAUAGUUUGCGAGUGGCUGUAGAUGUUUUUGAGGUGGUUGUAGGUGGUUGUUGAAAUUUUUGAGGUAGUUGUAGAUGGUUGCAGGUGGUUGUUGGUGGUUGUAGGUGGUUUUAGGUGGUUUCAGGUGGUUUCAGGUGGUUUUAGGUCGUUCCAUGUUUUAGUACUUACCCUUUUUAAGGAGCCUAAGGAAAAAUUUCUCAAGAAAAUUGGGCGAAGUAUAACAGCAAGGCAUUCAUCGGGGCAUUCACUACUUAGGUCGUUUUCUUGAUCUAGUCUUUACUUGUGUUAGUAUGUGUUGACACGGGAGUGGAACUGUCAACCUUGAACGUGCAAGUAGUCAUGGCUGUACAUCUGUGGCUUCGAGCAGAGAAGAAACCGAACGAGAGGCGAACUCACCUAACUCCAGAGAAAUGCAAAGAGCUGGUGAAGGCAGGUUUUAAAUUGACUGUGGAACUCUCAGAGCAGCGCAUAUUCAAGGAUGAGGAAUAUGCAAGUAUUUCUGGUGUGGAGAUGGCCUCAACUGGUUCUUGGCCAAGUGCUCCUAAAGAGGCCUUUAUUGUCGGGUUGAAAGAACUCCCUGAGAGUAAGGACCCUGUCAUUCAUAGGCACAUCUUUUAUGCCCAUGCUUAUAAGAACCAAACAGGGUGGGCAGAACUACUUCACAGAUUUGUGAAAGGAGGAGGUAGCAUCUUUGACAUUGAAUUUAUGACGGAUGACAAUGGUAAAUGUGUAGUUCCUGUCUUCUCAACCAUGGCUGGUCUAUGUGGAAUGGCUGUUGGUGUCAUAGCAUGGUGUCAUCAGCAAUUGAAUCCAGAUGUUGCUCUUCCAUCUAUUUCUGCAUAUGAUGAUGAAGACCAAAUGUUGGCAUUUGUGAAAUCCAAAUUAAAAGAAAUUGCCAAAAAGAAAGGUAUAGCUGAUCUGGCAUGGUGUCAUUAUCAUAUGAAAUGGAAGUCGUCUCAGCCAUUAGAUGUUGUAGCUAUCGAUCAUUUCCCUUCCCUUCUACCGAGAGAGAGCAGCACAAGAUUUGCAAAUGAUUCAACGCCGUAUUUGCUGAAGUUAGAUCAGUAUCCUUAUUCGGUCUUUGCCUUACUCUAUCAAAUCAUAAUGGUUGUUCACCUGUGGUUGCGAUCGGAACCGAAGGCAAAUGAACGCCGGUCGGCGCUCUCACCUGAGAAAUGUAAAGAUCUUUUGUCAGCAGGAUUUAAGGUUACUGUUGAAUGUUCCAGAGACAGGGUUUUUAAAGAUGAAGAGUAUGCAAGGAUCAGUGGAGUGGAUAUGGUUCCUGAAGGAUCUUGGGUAGAUGCCCCAAAAGAGGCUUUUAUCUUGGGAAUUAAGGAACUAGCAAAAUCCUUGACUCCAAUACCUCACACACAUAUUUACUUUGCUCAUGCAUACAAUAACCAGAAUGGUUGGGCUGAAGUUCUUAAUCGCUUCAUCAAGGGCGGAGGGAGGAUACUUGAUGUGGAGUACAUGACAGAUGAAUAUGACAGACGAGUAGCAGCGGCUUUUCCUCCUUUGGCUGGUUUUGCAGGAAUGGCUGUUGGUAUUAGUGCUUGGUGUCAUCAACAAACAAGCCCUCAGAUCACCAUGCCAGCUAUGAAGCCUUACAGCCAUGAGUCACUCUUAAUAGAAGAUCUUAAGAUGCAGCUCCAAGGUGCUGCCAAGACCAAAGGACUCCAUGAAUGCUACCCUCGUGUGAUAAUCAUUGGUGCAUUAGGGCGUUGUGGCAAAGGAGCCAUAGAUUUGGCACAGAAAGCAGGCAUACCAAGCUCAUGUAUUGCUAAAUGGGAUAUGAAAGAGACCCAGCCAGGUGGACCUUUUGAGGAAAUCCUACAGUAUGACAUAUUUGUCAACUGUAUCAACUUGAUGAAGAAAAUUCCACCAUUUAUGACAAGGAAGGUGUUGGACACCGACCAGAGGAAACUGUCUGUGGUGGUUGAUGUGAGCUGUGAUGUUACCAAUCCAAACAAUCCUUUACCAUUCUGUGAUUCUGUGACCUCACUACAUCAGCCCUGUCGGACUCUGCAGUUAAGUAACUCCACAAAGCCUUUGGAUAUUGUGGCCAUAGAUAACCUUCCUUCAUUGCUUCCAAGAGAAAGCAGUAUUCAGUUUGCUGAUAGUAUUAUGCCCUAUCUACUCAAGCUUCCAGAGGUGAAAACUCAUCCAGUGUGGGUUCGUGCUGGGAGAAAGUUUGAUGAAAAAGCUGCAGAAGUCUUAAAUCACCAAGUCAAAUGUUAACUUGUCCUCAAAUAUUAGAUUAUUGGUAGUUUCUGACAAGUGACAAAGAAAUCAAUCACAUGGUUGAUACCAAUGUUUAAGGUUACUUUAAUUUUUUUUUUU
Messenger RNA from Pocillopora damicornis (cauliflower coral), 2428 nucleotides. RefSeq lists its product as uncharacterized. The record is from RefSeq and is a predicted model, not a curated record. Lineage: Eukaryota; Metazoa; Cnidaria; Anthozoa; Scleractinia; Pocilloporidae. Gene Ontology annotation, molecular function: saccharopine dehydrogenase (NAD+, L-lysine-forming) activity. Gene Ontology annotation, cellular component: cytoplasm.